Aspergillus vadensis CBS 113365 is the source of this 750-nucleotide messenger RNA. RefSeq lists its product as uncharacterized. The transcript has a single exon. The record is from RefSeq and is a predicted model, not a curated record. The coding region runs from base 1 to 750 and encodes 249 amino acids. NCBI's taxonomy places the organism in Eukaryota, Fungi, Ascomycota, Eurotiomycetes, Eurotiales, Aspergillaceae.
AUGGAUCGCUUGCCAACUGAAAUUCUCGAGACGAUCGGGACCUUCGUAGACGACAAGCCCACACAAAGGGCUUUGACUGAAAGCUCUGUCGAAUUUCACACGCUGUUUACACCACGUCUCUAUUCCUCUAUCAUCCUACCAAGCAUCUGGACACCUGUCCAAUUUGAUCUUAUUCGACGACUGUGCUCUUCGCCUGAGUUGGCGAGACUUGUUCAUCACUUUGCUUUCAGGAUUCGGGGGUGCGACGACUACGGCGAGGAUGAACUCCCCCCGAGGCGCAAAGAGUAUAAGCCCUUCAUUGAUGAACUUGUGGCUGCAUUAUGUGAACUGGGAUGUGAUAAAUGGGUGUGGUGGGAAGGUCUGGAGAGCUUAUCUGAAGACGCAUGGGCUUGCGCAACGCUCAUUAAAUUGACUCGUCUAACUACUUUGAAGGUCAGUCUUGAGAACUAUGAUUUUUCGGAUCUCACAGAGACGUACCUAGCAAGAAUCUGGAGAUCAGCAGCUUUUCGUCCACAACCACCAGUCCACGCUGCUCCAUUUCAACGUCUCAAAGAUAUCUUUCUCUUCCAAAACCGCCGGCAGAUCUCAGCACAAACACUGCUUACUUCACAGCAUAUACUGUAUUCGCUCUGUUUUCCAGCUCUCAACCAUGUCAGUGUGUGCGGACAUUUUGACUAUUGGGAUUAUGAACAAGAUCUCGAAAAGUGCCUGCGUUACGACAAGUUCAUGAUUACAAAUUGUCCAGUCUAA